GCGAGCGAAGGAGAGGACAUGCUCCGACUACCUGCUCACCCACGUGCACUUAUAUAAUGCGUUGGCUAAAAAUAUGAUACUAGCGAUAAACGAAAAAUAUGCGAUCUCGACAGUGUCUUUAGUGCAUCGGACAGCAGUGACAGCGCCGCGAGUGAAAAUCUUAUCGAAAUAAAGGGAGAACGAGUCGUUCUACCCGGCGGCAUUCAUAUUCACGCGGGUCAUCCUCCGUCACCAGAUCGUCGACGUCGUCGGCGCGUCCCCAGGUGGCGUGCCACUUGGAUCGAACUUCGUACCGCCGUUAACAUCGUUAGCUCUCGAACGACCUCCUCCGCUGUUUGCCUCUUACCUCCCCAUCGCCCCUUGCACCCAGUAUUCGCUCAUCGCUGCGAUCGCUGGGCGCCGAGUGACGUCGAGCGACGCGGUGUGCGUGCGUUGUGUGCGUAAUUUCGUAUUCCGUGUCGAUUUUCGUUCGACUCGCCUCGAUAUCGCGCGUGCGCAGGCGCGCGCAUCCCGCCACGCUACGCGUAUAUUACAGUUUCUACGGAGUCGAGGAGUCGAGGACGGUCGAGGAGCAGAAGAGUCGGCCGCACCGGAGUUAGAUCCGCUCCGGAGGAAUUUCGCGCGGCGAUGAGCGACGCGAGGUAGAGAAAAACGCAAACGAAGGGGGAAAAAAGCGGACGCUGAUUAAUCAGCGAAAGAGAGAGAGAGAGAGAGAGAGAGAGAGAGAGAGAGAGAGAGAGAGAGAGGGAGACAGAGAGCGGCGCCGCAAGUUCCCUUUCGUCGGAAGAAAAGAGAGAGGGUCAAGAGGGCAAGGAAGGGGAGGAGCAGGGUAACCAAACAUGUCGCAUCUGAGGAACGCGAUGAUCGCCGGCAGCUGGCCGACGAAGACGAUGUCGGUGACAGCAUCGGUGGCGGCGACAUCAGCGGCGAGACAAAGUGCCGGCAGCGGCGGCGGGGCGUUGAUUGGUCGAGGGGUAGGGAUGGUGGACGCGUCGCCGGUGUCCUCCGCACCGAUGCUACUCCAGCCGGUUAUUCCGUGUCGCGGCAUGGCAUCGAGCGCAGCGACGGCGGCGGCAACGGCGAGCCCGUGCGGCAAGGUCCUCACCGAGGACAACGUCUUCGUGAACCUGCGCAAGAUGGAGUACGCGGUGCGCGGGCCGCUGCUCAUCAGGGCGCUGGAGAUCGAGAAGGAGCUGCAAAAGGGCGUUAAAAAACCCUUCAAGGAGGUAAUCAAAGCGAAUGUGGGCGAUGCCCACGCGAUGGGUCAGCAGCCUAUCACGUUCCUGCGGCAAGUACUCACCCUGACAGUCUCGCCGAAUCUGUUGAACGAUCCGAGCUACCCGGAAGACGCGAAGGAUCGCGCCAGGUUGGUCCUGGGAGGUUGCAAGGGCGGCAGCGUUGGCUCGUAUUCGGAAUCGGCCGGCAUCGAGUGUGUUCGCAAGCAUGUUGCACAGUACAUUCAGGAACGCGAUGGCGGUAUCCCUUGCGAUUACCACAACGUCAUCCUCUCGAACGGUGCUUCUGAUGGUAUCAAGUCAUUCCUAAAACUAUUCAACGAAAGAAUCAACGAUAAACCAUCUGGCGUGCUGAUCCCAAUUCCGCAGUAUCCUCUGUACUCGGCGACCUUGGCGGAGUUUGGACUCGCUCAAAUCGGGUACUAUCUGGAUGAGGAUAACAAGUGGUCGCUAGAAGUCCGCGAGCUGGAACGAGCAUUAAGAGAAGUCAAGGAUACGUGUAAUCCUCGCGUAUUGGUGGUGAUCAAUCCCGGUAAUCCAACCGGCCAAGUAUUGACUCGCAAGAACAUCGAAAAUGUCAUCCGCUUCGCCCAUAAACAUCAUCUAUUCUUGCUGGCCGAUGAGGUUUACCAAGACAACAUAUACGACAAAGACAGCGCAUUCCAUUCCUUCAAGAAAGUCAUGACGGAGAUGGGCGAGCCGUAUUCGAAGAUGGAACUUGCAUCGUUUAUGUCCAUCUCGAAAGGAUAUAUGGGUGAGUGCGGGAUCCGUGGCGGUUACGCCGAAAUCAUCAACAUGGACCCGGAAGUGAUGAAGGUGCUAUUGAAGUCGAUCUCUGCGAUGCUGUGUCCUACUGUGCUCGGCCAGGUCGUGAUGGAUGUUGUGGUGAAUCCGCCGCGACCGAAUGAGCCAUCGUAUGAGGAAUUCCAGAAAGAAAAGAAAGAAACUCUACGUUCUCUAGCAGAGAGAUCGCAGCUCGUCGUCGACACACUCAAUAGUAUUCCAGGAUUUAAGGCGAAUCCGCCGAUGGGCGCGAUGUAUGUGUUCCCGCGUUUCGAGUUGCCGCUAAAAGCGAUUGAGGCGGCGCGAGCGAAAGGUCAAGAACCAGACGUCUUCUACGCAUUCAAACUGCUGGAGAGCACCGGGAUUUGUGUAAUCCCAGGCUCGGGCUUCGGCCAGAUACCCGGUACACACCAUUUCCGGACCACCAUACUGCCGCAAAAAGAGAAAAUGAAAACAAUGCUCGAAGCACUGAAGCAAUUCCACAUCAAGUUCCUUAAGGAAUACAGUUAAAUAUAAUUAUAUUUUUGGUU
Messenger RNA from Mycetomoellerius zeteki, 2548 nucleotides. RefSeq names its product alanine aminotransferase 1. Gene Ontology annotation, biological process: biosynthetic process. NCBI's taxonomy places the organism in Eukaryota, Metazoa, Arthropoda, Insecta, Hymenoptera, Formicidae. Gene Ontology annotation, molecular function: pyridoxal phosphate binding; transaminase activity. The record is from RefSeq and is a predicted model, not a curated record. The transcript is spliced from 6 exons. The coding region runs from base 840 to 2528 and encodes 562 amino acids.